UGUUUCUGCCCGGUUAUAAUGUCAACUAAGCCUUCAGAAGAACCUUGCCUGGAUCGACGCUGUGGACCAUGUCGGGUGAUGACGGUCAUCACGGUGGGAGUCCUGCUUGUCACUGCAGUCGUCACCGCCAGCCUCAUAGCAACGUCACUACCCGUGAACAUCUCCGCCACCACACCAAGCAGGAAAGCGGCGACUGUUAAAGUUCCCGCUGACGGCGACUGUCUGGACAUCGCCGUGAUCGGCGGCGGUAUUGGGGGCGCCUACGCUGGGUGGAGACUGAGGGACAGAGGUCUCUCCAUCUCCGUGUUCGAGUACUCGGACCGAGUCGGGGGGAGACUCUUCUCUGCCGAGCUGCCUGUCGCCCCGGGGACGUACCUCGAUUUUGGGGGAAUGAGGUUUAAAUCGGGAGCUCAUCCAACACUGAAUAGAACAGCAACAGCGAUCGGACUUAACAUCAUCCCCUUUGAACUCGGAUACGGAAAUGCAGAUGAGACAAUCUGGUACAAUCGUGGCAUGCGCAUGCGCAAUUCUGACAUCGGAACAAGUGCUAUACCGUACAACCUUGGGGAGGGAGAGGCAAAGGACCCUGAUACGUUACUGUGGGAGAUGUUCAAGAACAACGCCAACCUCACCGACACCUACCCAAGCCUUGACCAACUGUAUUCACUCACGACCUCAGACGGAACGCCGCUGUACAAAAUGACAGUCGACAACUUCUACGGCCGCUACGCCAGCAGGGAAGCCUACAACUACGCGCUGGACACCGGUGGCUGGGCCGACACAGUGGGUGUGCAGGGAGCCCUCCACAUCCCCAAGCUGUUUUUAUCCUACCCCGGGGAUACAGGGACUUCUGAAGGAUACAAGACAAUCGAGGGGGGACUGGGGCUGGUUCCACAGACUCUCAUGAAGAAAUUUCUGGAAGCUAACACCAGUCACAAGCUCCACCUGAACCACCAGCUGAUGAGGAUGGAGAAGAGACAGACUGGAGGAUACAACCUCAGAUUCAGGAAGACUCAGACAAUAGAUGGUGUUACAACUCCCGUACAGACUGGCAAUACUGGCUUGACGAUGUGUGCGAGGAAGGUAGUGUUGGCUGCCCAGAAGGAAUGUAUACAACAGAUUGACUUCCCCGAGUUCAAGAACAACCCCGAGAUUGUGAAGAAUCUUGACUCUGUCCUUGGAUUUCCAGCUGGUAGAAUCUACCUCGCCUACAACACCAAGUGGUGGAAGAAUGGCAACCCUGACAUCACCCAUACCAAGAGUGACCUUCCCAACAGACAGACCUAUGACUGGUCCACCGGCACCAACAACGUCUCCAUCAUCAUGGCGUCCUACCACGACGGGGACUUCGCACACUACUGGCGAGAACUGAGUCAGUUCGGGACACCCAUCCCUGGCAGUCUCCCAGGAGUGAAUGCCGUUACCGACGUCGUCAAGAAGAGAGUUGAGAAGUACCUGAGCGCCAUCUACAACGUCAGCCAAUCUGACAUCCCCGAGGCUGUUGGGGGCGCAAUGAUGUUGUGGGACAAGUAUCCGUUCUCUGCUGCAUGGAGCUACUUCAAGCCCGGGUUUGAUGAGCGACAAGUCCGUGAUUUAGUCUACAAACCGUCCCCGUCUGACCACGUGUACAUCGUCAGCAACUCCUGGGCUGCAGAUGAUAUGCAAGGGUGGUCAGAAGGAUCACUGAGGGCUGUUGAUGCUGUGAUAGCAAAAUAUUUCAGUGGGUAGACGUGGCAGACACAUGUUCUCACUAACUACCUUGAUUGUACGGUAUCCGGUUAACCACAAAGAGACGUCUGGCAAUAACGGAAGAUACUACAUACUGUGCAUAAAUGUGGAUUUCGUUUCGCUCCGUGAAAACCGAACAUAUACUACAUCUAUUACGUUUGACCAUGCUCCGCAGUAGAGUCCACACUGAUGUAGGUUGGCGACAUUUCCUUAUACGAGGAACUACAUGGAGUCUGUGGAUGCUAAGAAGUCAGAGAAAUAAAAGAAACAGAUUAAGUAUGAAUCCAUAUCAGCGGGUCCUGGCACCUGGAAUAUUGCUGAGUGCUAAUUUUUUUAAUAUUUUCAUUAAGAUCUAGAUUUAUUUUUAUAAGUUGUAUUUUAAGAACCAAACUCAGGAGGCAGGUUCUUAAGAAUGUGGACAUGUAUAUGUGUUACGUUUUAUAUAUUUUUGUGUAUACACCUAUAUUAUACGAAAUAAUAUUUCAUACCUGCACCUUACAAUAAAGAAAUGUAUCUUUUAUCAUAA
This is a messenger RNA of Haliotis rufescens (red abalone), 2254 nucleotides long. Its product is annotated as L-amino-acid oxidase-like. Lineage: Eukaryota; Metazoa; Mollusca; Gastropoda; Lepetellida; Haliotidae. The coding region runs from base 19 to 1728 and encodes 569 amino acids. Gene Ontology annotation, biological process: amino acid catabolic process. The record is from RefSeq and is a predicted model, not a curated record. The transcript has 8 exons. Gene Ontology annotation, molecular function: polyamine oxidase activity; L-amino-acid oxidase activity.